This is a messenger RNA of Nymphaea colorata (pocket water lily), 1293 nucleotides long. RefSeq names its product ankyrin repeat-containing protein ITN1-like. NCBI's taxonomy places the organism in Eukaryota, Viridiplantae, Streptophyta, Magnoliopsida, Nymphaeales, Nymphaeaceae. The transcript is spliced from 3 exons. Gene Ontology annotation, cellular component: plasma membrane. Gene Ontology annotation, molecular function: protein phosphatase regulator activity; protein phosphatase 1 binding. Bases 1 to 1293 code for a protein of 430 amino acids. The record is from RefSeq and is a predicted model, not a curated record.
AUGGUUGCAAUCAAUCUUUCGAUUACUCUGAAGUUCAAUUACGGGGUGCUUAAUGAACAAACACCUAAAGGAGUAGUGCUUAGACGAAGCGACAGCAACGAUUCCGAUAGUGGGCACGUCAUCCGGCCUGAAGUCCGGCGUGCAGUAGGGAUGGACGGAAGGCUCUACACCGCCUGUGCCACCGGGAAUUUGCCGCUGUUACAGCAGUUGGCGGCGGUCGAUCCGGACAUCCUCAACCAGCUGGUGCCGUCUUCUGGAAAAACGCUAUUGCACGUGGCCGUCGAAUCAGGGCAGCUAGCGAUCGUCCGGUACCUGCUGGCCAACAGACCGGAGCUCGUGGACGAAACUUAUGGGUCACAGAGACUAACACCUCUACAUUUGGCAGCAAAAAACGGCGAGACGGACAUAAUCCGGGCGAUUCUAGAUGAAAAACUUAAAGCCAUUAAAGAAGUCACAAGUGCUGGGGAGAACAUUUUUCAUUUAAUGGCGAAGAAUGGUCAGCACGAGGCCUUUAGGUGUACUUACCUGGCAUAUAAUCCCCGCAAAUAUGCUAGGAAAAGUGAUGAGCAUGGAAACACCGUUCUGCACCUCAGCGUUAUGAAAAGAUCAAUGGAGUUGAUUGAUUUCAUACUCAAGGAGACGGUAGUGCGUGUGAACACUCGCAACGAAGAGAGGAAGACCGCUCUGGACAUUGCCAUUGAAGAACACAAUCAUCCUGAGUUUGGACGAAUGAUCGCUGCCCUCCGAGAAGCGCACUGCACCACAGGACGUGUAGGCAGAUUCUGGAGUCGUCGUGAGGCUCCGGACAAGCACCUUCACGGGGUCCUGAACACGACCGUCGUCGCAGCCGCACUCAUCGCAACCUUAGCGUUCUCGGCGCUGUUGAACCCCCCGGGCGGUGUGUACCAAGAGGGUGCUCUGGCAGGGAGGGCCAUUCUGAGCACUCACCGGCUCUUCGAUGUCUUCUUGUUCUUCAACGUGAUCGCGUUGCUCACCUCCCUCGCCAUUGUCGUCAUGCAGUCCACCUAUGUGGCGUUCACCAGAGACAGGCUCAUCUGCCGGUGGGACGUCUCGCAAACACUCACGGACCUCUCGGCCAUAUGCAUAUUGAUCGACUACGUGAUCGGUGCAUGGUUGAUAUACUGCCCCACAACCAAAAAGUUUCCAGUGAUGAUAACUGUCUCUGCAUUGGUUUUCGCAAGCAUAGGGGCGACCGUGGUGAAUUACCUUCUGCGGAAGCUGAGGAUUAGGAGGGAGCUCAACAUGAAUUGGGCAAUUGACUGCACUAGCUAA